Messenger RNA from Impatiens glandulifera, 2334 nucleotides. RefSeq names its product phytyl ester synthase 2, chloroplastic-like. Gene Ontology annotation, cellular component: membrane. Bases 58 to 2160 code for a protein of 700 amino acids. The record is from RefSeq and is a predicted model, not a curated record. The transcript has 14 exons. NCBI's taxonomy places the organism in Eukaryota, Viridiplantae, Streptophyta, Magnoliopsida, Ericales, Balsaminaceae.
AAGUUGUCACAUAUCAUUCGUCCACCAUAGUCAGUGACGGUUACUUACUUCCCAAUCAUGGCCAUGGUCGUCGCCGGAGCGUCGUCGGCUUUUACUGUACAUCCUACGGCGAUGAACACUAUCGCUACCGUGAUAAUCAAAACGAACCUUUCAUUCUCAGGAGUUGCUGUCUCUGAUUGUCGAUCGAAUCAAUCAAAAUCUGGAUAUCAUAUCGCAAACGGAAAACUGAGAUUCGAUGAUAAGAAGUACGCCAGAAAUUGUCUUCCGAGUCAUGUCGAUAUAGAGGAAGAGAUUGGAGGUAGAGAACAGUUGAGAUUGAGCGAUUAUUUUGAGCUGUCGAAGGAGUUGAUGGUUCGAAUGGACGGUGGUCCACCGCGUUGGUUUUCGCCUUUGGAGCUAUCAGGCGGAUCUCGUUCAGAUAACUCUCCUCUCUUACUAUAUCUUCCUGGUAUCGAUGGUGUUGGGCUCGGUUUACUGUUGCAUCACCAAACUUUGGGAGAGAUUUUUGAUAUAUGGUGCUUGCAUAUACCAGUUGCAGAUCGAUCAUCAUUUACAGACCUCGUGAAGCUGGUUGAAAGAACAGUGAGAUCAGAAAAUAGCCGAUCACCAAAUAGGCCAAUAUAUCUUGUUGGGGAGUCAAUUGGUGGAUGUCUUGCAUUAGCUGUUGCUGCUCAUAACCCUGAAAUUGAUCUUGUACUUAUUCUAGUUAACCCAGCAACUGGUUUUAGCAAGUCACAAAUGCAAUCAUUAUUACCUUUAGCAGAAAUGAUGCCUGAACAACUACACAGUAACCUGCCUUUUGUACUGAGUUUAAUGACAGGUAUGCCAUUGAGGAUGGUGAUGACUACAGUACAAAACGGGCUACCUCUUGAAAAGAAAGUUGGAGAACUGGUACAGGGUGUUUUAUCAUUGUCAUCCUAUCUCUCGGAACUUGUUAAUCUAUUACCUAGCGACACCCUUAUUUGGAAGCUGAAGAUGCUCAGAUCUGCUGCUGCAUAUGCCAAUUCCCGCCUACAUGCUGUUAAAGCACAGACAUUAGUGCUUUCCAGUGAGAAGGAUCUGUUUUUACAAAGCGGAGAAGAAGGCAAAAGGCUUCAUCAUAUACUGCCAAACUGUGAGAUCCGGAAGUUUGAAGAUAGUGAUCAUGCUCUGUUGCUGGAAGAUGGAUUUGACUUGCUCACUAUAAUAAAAGGUGCUAGCUUUUAUCGCCGUGGAAGGUGCCUUGACUAUGCCUCAGAUUACAUGCCACCAACUGCUUCUGAAUUCAAAAAGAUAAAUGAAUCAGCCAGACUCUAUGAUGUGGCUGUCAAUCCUGUAAUGGUUUCAACUUUAGAGGAUGGAACACUUGUCAGGGGCCUUGCAGGAAUACCCUCAGAAGGGCCAGUCUUGUUUGUUGGAUAUCACAUGUUGUUAGGUUGGGAAUUAGCUCCUAUGGUGACUCGUAUGUGGAUUGAAAAGAACGUAAUGAUGCGGGGAAUAGCUCAUCCCAUGAUGUUUAGGAAACUGAAGGAGGGAAAGUUACCAGAUAUAUCAACAUUUGACACAUUAAGACUUAUGGGUGCUGUACCUGUGUCGGCAAAUAACAUGUACAGACUUCUUGCAAACAAGUCCCAUGUCUUGUUGUACCCAGGAGGCAUGCGGGAGGCUCUCCACCGCAAGGGCGAGGAAUAUAAAUUAUUUUGGCCAGAGCAGUCGGAGUUUGUAAGGAUGGCAGCUAGAUUUGGAGCUAAGAUUAUCCCCUUUGGUGCUGUUGGAGAAGAUGACGUUUGUCAAAUGCUCCUCGACUACAAUGAUCUGAUGAAGAUUCCAUAUUUCAGGGAAGAAAUAGCACAACUUACUGAUGAAGCUGGGAAUUUGAGGGGUAAUAUAACCGGGGAAGUUGCAAACCAAGCACCCCACCUUCCAAUAAUGACGCCCAAACUUCCAGGCCGUUUUUAUUACUAUUUUGGAAAGCCAAUUGAAACAGAAGGGAGGAAGAAUGAAUUAAGAAACAGGGAGAAAGCACAUGAAUUGUACUUGGAAGUGAAGUCGUCGGUCGAGGGAUGCAUGGAAUAUUUAAAGGAGAAAAGAGAAGUCGAUCCUUAUCGAAACAUUCUUCCUCGGCUAACAUAUCAGGUAUUGAAUGGCUUUGAUUCUCAAGUCCCUACUUUUGAUUUAUGAUGACCAUCACUUAUUCAUUGCACCCAUUAUUAUUAUUAAACUUAUAUUAUUGUUACAUCUAUUUAAUUUGGUACUCAUAUAUAUUCUAAGAAUAUUGUUCAAACUUUCAGAUGUUAUUUAUAUAGAAAUAAUCUAAAAAUAUUGUUGGUUUAAGUGAUCUAAUAUUUUCAAGCA